UUUUUUUUUCUCCUUCCGAGACCGAGACCGAGACCAUUUUUCUACUGCUGGCGCACACACGCUGCCAUAUUUUCGGAGAGCACACCCAAGUUCUUUUUUGAAAGGUGGCUUGUGCCCUUGUGCCAUCUCGAGGCGAUCGGGUUUAGCAUGGGUCGAACUGUGGCCAAGGGGCUGUUGGCCCUGCUCUUGGUGGUGGCGGCAGCCAUGGCUCAAAAUGCAACCAUGCCCACCCUUGAGCCCACCACCCCGAGCACGGACAUGAGCCUGGCCACAAGUGAGAGUAACGUCACUACUGCCGCUGCACCAUACUACCUCAUCUACUAUCGCGUUGGUCUCGUUGAUAGCUACGAGUUGGAACAGGCCAAGCAAGAGCUUUUCAUGACAUUUCACAUGCUGCGACUUGGUGUUAUUUUCAAAAUUGGUUCUUCGGAUGAAAUCAUGGAGUUGUCUCGUGUGGGCAAAGUCGAAGUGGUCUACUCGUCGAGCGAAUUCUACAGCUGCCUCUCUGCCCAGUUGAACAUCCCACCCGUUGCCAGCGUGGUUCGCCGUCAAAAUGGUGAGCGCGAACCGUCGCAACGAGUCCCUCACCUGCUUGCCAGCAUUCUGCUCAUUUUGAAUAAUAACGACAUAGGUGUUGACACGCCUUACGCAAGUGGUGUCAUGUUCACGUCUUCAAAGCAUGAGAACAUGGAAUUGGCUGACAUGAAGGGCACUACUCUCGCUGCCAUCAUCUUCACGCGAAGCAGUGAGCAAGUCGUGUGGGAGGUGCUCAAUGGCACUGUUGACGUUGGCUUUUUGCCCUCGGGCGUGAUCGAAAUGGGCUACAAGCACACCAAAGACAUCACAUGCGAAGACUCCGAUGUGUAUGAUUGUCCAGUGCGUGAAGGCUUCGAGUACGAGUGCGUCUGUGCACCAUGCGAGCCCAUCUGCGGAUCUUCCGAAGUUUACGAUGAAGACGAUGAUAGUUGCGACUGUCAGUCGGGGCACAUCCCUGGCAUUUACGGCUGCAUACCACUGGGCGUGUUCGCUGCUCAAGUUUUAAUCCCGGUUGCUGUAUUGAUUGGCCUCUUGGUCUUUUUUCUCAUUCAUCGACAACAUCUCAAGGCCGAUGGCAUCUGGCAAAUCAAGCCAAGUGAGUUGGUUCUCGAGCAACCUGCUGAGGUUCUUGGCUCUGGCUCUUUUGGAGUGGUUCUUGCUGCUAAGAUGCGUGGGCAGACAGUUGCUGUCAAACGCGCCUACGUGAGCAAGCACAGCAAGUACUCAACUCAAACAAAAAGCUCUUUGAAGACGGGCACGGCGUCCAAUGCCUUCGGAUUACCUCUUCGACUCAACCGCCAUAGCCCCAAGGACAGAGAUCGUGUUGCUCGACAACAGAUGCGACACCUUUUCAUUGAAGCCGAGGCGUCAACAAAGAAGAACAACUCAAUUCAUGGAUCAAGUCUCAAGUCGAGCCGAGCCACAACCAUGGCGGCAAAGCCCUGGUAUGAGCGGCUCUUUGGUCCCUCAGAUGAGACGAGGGCUCGCCGUCAGCUGUUCCGUGAAAUGCGUCUGUUGAGCCGUAUGCAGCACGACAAUAUUUGCCGCAUGCUAGGUGCAGUUGUUGAAUCUGGCAUUGAGCCACUCAUGGUUUUGGAGUACAUGGAGAUGGGAUCUUUGUAUAGCAUGUUGCACAAUGAAGCCAUGGAGCUGGACGACGAGUUCCGCUACAACGCAAUCUGUGAUAUCUCUACGGGCAUGCGCUACUUGCACAACUCAGAUCUCGUUCAUGGUGAUUUGAAGACUUUGAAUUGCUUAGUGGAUGGCAAGUUCCAUGUCAAGGUGUCUGAUUUUGGCAUGGCCAGCUUUGCCUCUGAAAACACGCAGCAAGGAGGCACUCUUGCAUGGAUGGCGCCUGAAUUGCUGCAAGGCGCUACAACGUCUUUUGCCAGUGAUGUGUACAGCUUUGGCAUUGUCAUGUUUGAAAUUUUUUCUCGCGAGGACCCCUACGAGGAUGUUGACUAUGACUCGGCCACCUUGGUGCAAAAUAUUCUGCGUCGUAAACUGCGUCCCACUCCGCCAUCGAGUAUGCCCCCGGAGUUUGUUGUCCUGAUGAACGAAUCCCUUUCGACGGAUCCAGACAUGCGUCCAACUUUUGUGGAGUUGAUUCGCCGCAUUGAACCAAUGGAGGGGAAGAUGAAAAUCAAGUCUGGCAAAGGCGGAUUGCAGGACAACGCGUUGUUGGAGCAGGUGUUUCCCAAGCACAUUGCGGCGGCGCUGCGCGAAGGUCGCACAGUUGAGCCGGAACACCAUGCCGAGGUGACCAUCUUCUUCUCGGACAUUUGUGGCUUUACGGACAUGAGCGCUACGCUGGAGCCGGUGCAGGUGUCCAACAUGCUGGAUCGCCUGUACACGGUGUUUGACAAGCUGUGCGACAAGCACGGACUGUACAAGAUUGAGACGAUUGGGGACGCGUACAUGUGCGUGGGCAACCUGUUUACGCCACAGCCGGAUCAUGCGGCGCGUGUGGCGCGGUUUGCGAUGGAUGCGCUGGCGGGGGCCAAUGCGAUUCCGAUCCUGGAGGACGAGCCGGAUGGCGACCACAUUGACAUUCGUGUGGGCUUCCACAGCGGGCCUGUUGUGAGCAAUGUGGUGGGGACGCUGACGCCGCGAUUCUGUCUGUUUGGAUCGACUGUGAACUGUGCAUCACGAAUGGAGAGCAACAGUGUGCGGAACUGCAUUCACAUGUCACCGGAGGCGGCGGCGCUGGUGCAGAAGCAGGAUGUGUCGCUGAACGUGAUUCGUCGUGAUCCUGUUGUGACGAUCAAGGGCCUGGGCAAGAUGCAGACGUACUGGUUGGGACAUGCACCGUCUACCCAAGAGGCUGUGGUGGCGAAACCGGCGCGGAAAUCACUGAGCAGCAUUGCUUCCGCACGCAGCUCUCGCCGUGCAUCGAUGCAAAAGACCUCGGCCCUCAACCCGGCGCAGCGUGUGGUUUUUGAUGAUGUGACCAUUGACAUGAGCCCCUCGGAACUUGUGGAUGAGACCGCCCCUCGGAAAUCUAAGUCUCAACUGGGCCAUGAUUCCAUGUCGGUGUUGGUCGAAUCACCCUCAGGAAGCCCUUCUUCGAAAGCUGAGUCUCUGAGCCGUCUGGGCUCCAUCGAUCUGGCCGAGUCGCAAAUAACCGCCGACUCGCUCGUGUGAGACGUACAUUUUCUUCAGCCUCUGACAUGAUCUUUUGCUCUUUGAUUUGUGAGAAAUAAGCGAAUUGAAAACGAAUAG
This is a messenger RNA of Monosiga brevicollis MX1, 3258 nucleotides long. RefSeq lists its product as uncharacterized. Lineage: Eukaryota; Choanoflagellata; Craspedida; Salpingoecidae. The record is from RefSeq and is a predicted model, not a curated record. Gene Ontology annotation, biological process: cGMP biosynthetic process; protein phosphorylation; intracellular signal transduction. Gene Ontology annotation, molecular function: guanylate cyclase activity; peptide receptor activity; ATP binding. Bases 148 to 3180 code for a protein of 1010 amino acids. The transcript is spliced from 9 exons.